GCGGCCCGGAGGGGUGUGUGCGGGGGGCCGGAGGCGGCUGUCACUGUCGGCUCAGCCUGCGCCGGGGAACAUUGGCCGCCUCCAGCUCCCGGCGCGGCCCGACCCGGCCCGGCUUAGCCGCCUCAGACAUCCGCCUGUCAUGGCAGUCAUGAGGCCUUCCUGGUAUCCCCUGCACACACCCUCCCUGACAUCUCCCCUCCUCUUCCUCCUCCUCUCCCUCCUGGGAGGAGGGGCAGGGGCUGAGGGCCAGAAAGACCUACAGCUGCUGGUGAGGGUUCGAGGGGGCCAGCUGAGGGGCAUUCGCCUAAAGGCCCCUGGGGGCCCAGUCGCAGCUUUUCUGGGCAUCCCCUUUGCAGAGCCACCUGUGGGCUCGCGUAGGUUUAUGCCACCAGAGCCCAAGCGGCCCUGGUCAGGAGUGUUGGAUGCUACCACCUUUCAAAAUGUCUGCUACCAAUAUGUGGACACCCUAUACCCUGGGUUUGAGGGUACUGAGAUGUGGAACCCCAACCGAGAGCUGAGUGAAGACUGCCUGUAUCUUAAUGUGUGGACACCAUACCCCAGGCCUACUUCUCCCGCACCUGUCCUCAUCUGGAUCUAUGGGGGUGGCUUCUACAGUGGAGCAUCCUCCUUGGACGUGUAUGAUGGCCGUUUCCUGGCCCAGGUUGAGGGGACCGUAUUGGUAUCUAUGAACUACCGAGUAGGAACCUUUGGCUUCUUGGCCCUUCCGGGCAGCAGAGAAGCCCCUGGCAAUGUAGGCCUGCUGGAUCAACGGCUUGCCUUGCAAUGGGUACAAGAAAAUAUUGCAGCCUUUGGGGGAAACCCAAUGUCAGUGACUCUGUUUGGGGAGAGUGCAGGUGCAGCCUCGGUGGGCAUGCACAUUCUGUCCCCGCCCAGCCGCAGCCUCUUCCACAGGGCUGUCCUACAGAGUGGUACGCCCAAUGGGCCCUGGGCCACCGUGAGUGCAGGAGAGGCCAGGCGCAGGGCCACACUGCUGGCCCGCCUAGUGGGCUGUCCCCCAGGUGGCGCUGGUGGCAAUGACACAGAGCUGAUAGCCUGCCUGCGGACUCGGCCAGCUCAGGACCUGGUGGACCACGAGUGGCAUGUGCUGCCUCAAGAGAGUAUCUUCCGAUUUUCCUUCGUGCCUGUGGUGGACGGGGACUUCCUCAGUGACACGCCAGAGGCCCUCAUCAAUGCUGGAGAUUUUCAAGACUUGCAGGUGCUGGUGGGUGUGGUGAAGGACGAGGGCUCCUACUUUCUGGUUUACGGGGUCCCAGGCUUCAGCAAAGACAAUGAAUCUCUCAUCAGCCGGGCCCAGUUCCUGGCUGGGGUGCGGAUCGGUGUACCCCAAGCAAGUGACCUGGCGGCCGAGGCUGUGGUCCUACAUUAUACAGACUGGCUGCACCCUGAGGACCCUGCCCACCUGAGGGAUGCCAUGAGUGCAGUGGUAGGCGACCACAACGUUGUGUGCCCCGUGGCCCAGCUGGCUGGGCGACUGGCUGCCCAAGGGGCCCGGGUCUAUGCCUACGUCUUUGAACACCGUGCCUCCACAUUGACUUGGCCCCUCUGGAUGGGGGUGCCCCAUGGCUAUGAAAUCGAGUUCAUCUUUGGGCUCCCCCUGGACCCCUCGCUGAACUACACCAUGGAGGAGAGAAUCUUUGCUCAGCGACUUAUGAAAUACUGGACCAAUUUUGCCCGCACAGGAGACCCCAAUGACCCUCGAGACUCCAAGACCCCACAGUGGCCACCGUACACCACUGGAGCGCAGCAAUACGUGAGCCUGAACCUGAGGCCCUUGGAGGUGCGGCGGGGGCUGCGCGCCCAGACCUGCGCCUUCUGGAAUCGCUUUCUGCCCAAAUUGCUCAGCGCCACUGCCACGGAGGCUCCCUGCACCUGCCCAAGCCCCGCCCAUGGGGAGGCUGCCCCGAGGCCCAGGCCCGACUUAUUCCUGCCCUUUCUCCUUCUCUUCCUUUUCCUCCUCCACUCCCGGCUUCCGUGGCUGUGACUACAGCCUCUUCUCUCCUCUGGCCUCAGAGGACACUUACUCUAGUAUGUGGCUGGAAGGAAAAGAGGGGCCCCUUCUAGGGAUACAGCACCCCCUCCCUUCUCAAGCCGAGACAAACUGGACAAAGUCAGUUUAAGCGAAAAUCCAAAAACCAGUUUUCUUUUUUUUAAUUUAAAAUUAUCACCUGGAAAUUGAGCCUGAUGUUGAGGGAAGAAGGACCCGGGGAUAGACAGCGUCAGUCAAUGGGGCUUAUAACCGCCAACCAUUUCUGUGUC
Messenger RNA from Microtus oregoni (creeping vole), 2277 nucleotides. It is a transcript of the gene Ache, whose product is annotated as acetylcholinesterase (Cartwright blood group). The record is from RefSeq and is a predicted model, not a curated record. Bases 140 to 2002 code for a protein of 620 amino acids. NCBI's taxonomy places the organism in Eukaryota, Metazoa, Chordata, Mammalia, Rodentia, Cricetidae. The transcript is spliced from 5 exons. Gene Ontology annotation, cellular component: plasma membrane. Gene Ontology annotation, biological process: acetylcholine catabolic process; choline metabolic process. Gene Ontology annotation, molecular function: acetylcholinesterase activity.